AGAAUUGGUCAACAUUAUGAUCUCUUUCAUUGUUUUACUGAUAUAAAGUUAUUCGCCACUCAAGCUAUAGGGUAGGCCACACGAUUGAAGUUACUGGCCUUUGGGAAUGGUGACGCAUCAUUAAUAUUUAACCUGCCUGAGUCAGCUGAGUGUUUGGAAAAACGCCAGUUUUCGACGAUUUGAAAACAAUACCACGUGGACUACUUACUGGCAUUUUUGGACAGCCAGCCAGUGAGUGACCUUCGCCUCAGGUUUCAAGAACAAAAUUAUAUUUCGUCAAAAACACACACGUCUCAAUGUUCAACCUAAAACCUGUUCCUGGAUAAGAAUUGUGUCAUUAUUUAUGUACAAGCUCAUUUUUGUUUCGAUAUGUUAUUUCGCAAUUCGAUGAUCAGAAGGCUUAUCUGUUUCGAUAGUUUCCGUUAACAACAAUGUACCGUUUCAUCAAUGUAAGGAAAGGACUAAUCACCAAAGGAAUAACAGUAAUACACCAAAGUCAUUAUAUCCAGACAAGUAACGUUUCCGCAACCAAUUGCAAAACUCAUACCGCAGUGCAAUUGUAUUAUAUAUACCAGCAGAAGUUACAUCGAUUUAGACGUCCAGUGUAGGAGAGACCUGCUAAUCGAAUCUAACAGCAACAACAAGAUUGGAAGACUAUGCAAAGUCAUUAAAAUCAUCCCUCUGUAGCAAUUUCAACAAUGCCACGCCCACCAGCCUCUUCAAGUUCUGAUUCAGAUUCAAAUACUGAACAAUCUAGUAUUACCGACGAAGUCGAUCUGAUAGUCGGAGACUUAUAUUCUUCAGACGUUGUUCAACAUUUAGAGAGGCCAAGGCUUCUGUCUUUCAGUAAUACAUUUGAUGAUCUUGAACUAAGAUGCGUUUGUCGUACAGGGAAGUGCCGCUACAGUUGGCCUCGUCAAAAUCAGCGCCCACUUUAUACUUAUAGUAAAGAACCAAGCCACAGUGGGAAUAAAAAACCUGAAGCAAAGAAAAAAGUUUUUAACAAAAACGAAAAAACUGUGUUGACUGCUCUACGCAGCCUCGUAUCGUCUGCCACUGGUGGUAGGAAGAGCGGCAGGAAAUCAGUAAAAGAGGUCACUGGUGACAAUACAAUCAGUACCGGCAAAUUUGAGAAUGUUACUAAUGAAACAAAUAGGCCUACUGCAGAUUGUGAUUCUGACAGUGAAUCAGCCAGCGCAACGUGUGAUCUUACAAUUCCAUUCCAAUCAUAUGUAGACGCUAUCAAAAUUACGAAUGCCAAAAAUGAAAGUGUGACAACGUCAUCAAGUUCGUCUGAUUCGGAUGAUAUUUCAACCGACAAUUAUUCCGAAGAGGAGUUUAGGAGGGUUGGAGAAGCCGGCCGUACCGCCACUUUAACUGAACUUGAAAUGGUUGAAGUUAUAACACCAUCUCCAAUAGUUCGUUUGGUUUAUAUGGAAACAAAUGUUGAACCAAGUUGUGCCGAAACAACAAAAGUUGCUUCACAAUUUCAAAACCUUCCUUCAAAAAGCACAAAUGAUGCACUAAACGAAGCGACUGCAGAACAGACGUCACCAAACCCUAAAUCAAGAAAACGAUCGAAAAAAACCUUUGUAUUUACAAAAGCUUUAAAUAUGAAGAUAAAGAAACCAAAGUUCCUCGCGUCCUCGAAAAAGGGAAAAGUUUUGUCGAAUUCUCGAAAGCAAAAGUACACGCCACAUGAAAGCAAUGGGACCACUGAUCAUACAUCAACUACACUGACACCAACAUGUUCUGCUACGUCAAACAAAGUGACACCUCCUCCAACUAAAUCCAUUUUCACAAAGGACUUUCCAUCUUGUAAGUCUAGUAAACAAGAGCAAAACAUAAAACAUCCUUUGGGUGAACAUUGCGUCAUUCCCAAAGACGAAAAUCAAAAAGACACACAUUUUGACAAACGGGAAUUAUUUCUGUCAGGAGCUAGCAAUAUCCAUGAAUAUGUCGUUCAUGACACAACGAACUCCGGUCCAUUAUGCUCUCAGAGAUCCGGAAGUAUAUCGAGUAAUGAUUCAAAAUCUACGGAGUCGGAAGUUGAAGAAGAUGAAGUACGCAGCAUAGCGCAUGACUUGCGAAGCCUUCAUAUCAUCUCUAAUGACAACCCUAUUCGACUAAUCGGCUUCGGAAAAUUAGGAGGAAAACAAGAGUCGUAUGCGAAUCAGAAAUUACCUUUGUUAAAACGGUCAAAUCGUGUGCAGAAUACAAAGUAUGUGGAGACUGAUUUUUCUAAUGACCUCAAGUUUAGCCAAGUCAAGGAGGAAAAACAUUUGUAUGAUGAUCAUGUUGAGUAUACGACUUGUAAUGAUAGUGAUGUCAACACCAGUGACUCAGAAACGGACGCGGAAGAAAGUUGGCGAGCGGUAUAUGACUUCACGAAACCUUUACACAGAGAUUUUACUCCGGAGUGGUCAGACGAAUCUAGCUCCACUGAUAACUCCGCCAACUCAGAUAUAUUCAGUUCCGACGAUGAUGAUUUGGACAUAAGUGAUAACUAUAGCGUUUUGCAGCUUAAGAAAUUGGAAGGACUUACGAAAUCCGAGAAACUUCGAGAGCAAGCACCUAUUAGGUUAAUAGGAUUUAGCACAAUUCGAUAGAAUGGGCGUAUGGUCCGAGUGAAAAACAUAACAUGUUGGGAGUUUUAACCAUUUCUCUCGUCCAAAUGGUAUGGCACAGAUUUUUUGGCUGCUGCCAGAUGUGGGUGGGAAGGGGUGGUGGGGG
Molecule: messenger RNA, 2733 nt
Organism: Anneissia japonica
Lineage: Eukaryota; Metazoa; Echinodermata; Crinoidea; Comatulida; Comatulidae
Exons: 2
Coding region: 699-2609 (636 amino acids)
Source: RefSeq, a predicted model, not a curated record